AUGUAUACCGUCUUCUUCGCAGUUUUGUGCUGCCUCCUGGCAGAGACGCCCCUGGCGCUCGCUGCAGCUGGUCCCGGUCAACCUGCUUCCGCGUUCGGCAAUCUGAGAGCGUUACUUGGUUCCGCCGCACAUGCCGAGUUUGCAAGAGGUACUGUAAGCGUAUGCCUCUACUGCCAUCGAACAUGCAUUGGUGGAAUGUGGCUAACUUCACCGCGACAGUCAGUUUCAACUCCUCCGACCACCACCACUGCUCAGUGUGACGAGUACAACAACUACUUAUAUGUGACGCCUGAGAACUAUACCUUCCAGCUGCAAUGCGAGACGAACUAUGAUGGAUUUGAAAUAACGGUUGACGAUCCAGUCUCCAGCUUGACAACUUGUAUUGAAGCCUGUGUGACCUACAAUGUGGGCAACCCAAAACAACUGUGCAAGGGCGUCAACUUUAACGCGGCAUUUGGGGCGGCAUUUGGACAAUGCACUCUUUAUUCAGAGGUGACAGACUUGAGCCUGGCAGACGAAGACGAAGUUCAAGAUUCUGCAUUGUUGGUGGAAGACCCCAGUGGAAAUAUGUACGCGUCAGGUCAGGUAGCAUCAUUUUCGGGAGAACCGACCCAGGCACCGUCAAUUGUGCCAUUGCCCACCACUGCGGCCAGCCAGACAACGUCAGGAAUGAGCACCACAUCGACUACGACCAUCACGACAACGGUAACAAGUACGACUCUUAUCACCUCAUGCCCCGCUGGAAUGUCUGGUUGUCUGUCGAGUCUUACGACUCCAUUUUCCACUUCAACCGUGGGGCCCAUCAGUGAUGGCACUACUACUGGUAAUCCUACUACGACAGUAUCUCAACCACCGAAUAGUGCAAGCACUAGCCCAUCGCCGUUUACUUCGAGCCUCACAACACCUACUGGCACUGGGACGGCUGGAACAAACACAACACCACCAGCAGGAUAUAAUGUUGACGCUGUAACGACAUUCACCAACAUUGUGCCGGUUACGGAAUACAGAGUGCAAGUUGUGGAGAUAUGUGCAGCCACCUCGACUCCAUGUUCAGAAUCGACCGUCACCUCUACCCGUGUCGGUUAUAGAACAGAGAUAUCGUGCUCGCCUGGGCCUUGUACAGGGGUGAUGGUGGCUAGCAGCUUGAUGGCUGAUUUUGCAGCCACUGGGACCUGUAUCAUGACCUAGAAAUCAUGUCUUCAAUUCGGGGGGGAAUCAUGGUCCAAAUAGGUGCACGGUUUGAUCUUCGAUGUUACGGCUUCUUUUUCCUAUUGACGUGCUAGCCGUAGGUUUAUUGCCUUCCGCGGAAAUCUGAGAUUUGGCUCAAUCAAGUUUUUGUCGCUAUCCGUUGAACUCAUUUUAUGUGAUAGACUGCUACUACGCGUCUGUAGGCCCUUGGCAUAAACCCGCUCGUACUAGUAACCCGUAAAUGUCAUGGCUGAUCACAGAGCAAUCCGAUGCGCCCCCGGCACGAGGAUCCGUCCGUACAGGGUAAAUUGUGG
Messenger RNA from Exophiala viscosa, 1502 nucleotides. RefSeq lists its product as uncharacterized. The record is from RefSeq and is a predicted model, not a curated record. The coding region runs from base 1 to 1188 and encodes 395 amino acids. The transcript is spliced from 2 exons. Lineage: Eukaryota; Fungi; Ascomycota; Eurotiomycetes; Chaetothyriales; Herpotrichiellaceae.